UAUAUUCAUCCAACAAGUGCAGUAUCUACUUCCCCAAAGAAACAGAGGCUUCAGAUCUAGUUAGGUCCUUCGCAGUUAAUAUACAUAACCACAGACCGCAAUUCAGCAAUGAAAGGUGUCGUGGCUGUGACCGGAGCCUCCGGCUACGUCGGCUCGUGGCUGAUCAUGAAGCUUCUCCGAGAGGGCUACACCGUUAGAGCCACCGUCAGAGACCCCUCGAAUGAGGGGAAGAUUAGGCCGUUGUUGGAUCUGCCGGGAUCGGAGGAACGGCUGUCGAUAUGGAAGGCAGACCUGGACAAGGAAGGCAGCUUCGAUGAGGUGGUGAAGGGAUGCGAGGGAGUGUUUCAUGUCGCAACUCCCAUGGAUUUCGAGUCCAAAGAUCCCGAGAAUGAGAUUAUCAAGCCUACGGUGAGCGGGAUGUUGAGCAUCAUGAGGUCGUGCAAGGAGGCAGGGACGGUGAGGCGGGUGGUGUUCACCUCCUCCGCCGGCACCGUCAACGUGCAAGAGCAACAGAUGGCGGACUACGACGAGCAGUCGUGGAGUGACAUGGAGUUUUGCCGCCGCGUCAAGAUGACCGGAUGGAUGUACUUUGUGUCCAAAACCCUCGCCGAGAAGGCUGCUAUGGAGUUCUCACAGGAGCAUGGCAUUCACUUCAUCAGCAUCAUCCCCACCCUCGUCGUCGGGCCUUUCAUCACCACCACCAUGCCUCCCAGCAUGAUCACUGCCCUCUCACUAAUCACAGGCAAUGAAGCUCACUACACGAUCCUCAAGCAAGUGCAGCUGGUGCACCUGGACGACCUCUGCGACGCCCACAUCUUCCUGUACGAGCACCCCGGCGCAGAGGGGCGGUUCAUUUGCUCCUCGGACGAUCGCACGAUCUACGACCUGGCGAAGAUGUUCAGGGACAGAUACCCGCAGUACAUCAUCCCCCAAGAGUUCGAAGGGAUCGACGAGAAGAUCGGGAGGGUGCACUUCUCGUCCAAGAAGCUGACGGGGCUCGGGUUCGAGUUCAAGUACAGUGUGGAGGACAUGUUUGACUCUGCCAUCGAAGCGUGCCUGGAGAAGCAGCUUCUGCCAUUGCAGACUGUGGAGAAGGAGCAGCAGAGCAGUGAGGUUUUGAAGAAGACCGUGGCGUCGGAGCGAGGAAACGAGUCGAAUGGGCAGAUGGUUCUUUUGGCUUAAUUAGAGAUGGAGUGAUAAUUAAUAAUUUCUGAUGUUUGGUUGUGUAAUGUUAAGUUUAAUUUGCAAUCUAUUAAGGGUAAUUUGGUAGGGUAAUUUGGUACGUAUAAUAAACAGAGCUGCUCGUGAUUGCCUUAAA
This is a messenger RNA of Zingiber officinale, 1318 nucleotides long. RefSeq names its product dihydroflavonol 4-reductase-like. Gene Ontology annotation, molecular function: oxidoreductase activity, acting on the CH-OH group of donors, NAD or NADP as acceptor. NCBI's taxonomy places the organism in Eukaryota, Viridiplantae, Streptophyta, Magnoliopsida, Zingiberales, Zingiberaceae. The transcript has 6 exons. The record is from RefSeq and is a predicted model, not a curated record. The coding region runs from base 109 to 1182 and encodes 357 amino acids.